CUUCAGGCAGGUACCAGCCUCGAGUUGUCCUUCCUCCACGCUCUUUCUUCUCCGUCUCUCUGAAGCUUCGCCGGUCUCGAAGCUUUGCGUCUGCGCCGUCAUAACUACCCGACUCAUCGUUCUCCUCUGCACAAAGACAUGUCCGCCUCGCCGCUCAUCUCCGCCGUCUCGACUCCGUGCUCCUACGUCUCUCGUCCGCUUCUCGGCCCAGCGCCGGCUCCGCCCAGUGCCAUAGCGCUGCUCGAGCCGCCGCCGCUCUCGCUUCUUCCUCUCUCGCCGCCGCAUGAGCGCGAGCUCUAUGCCUUCGCGGCGCAGGGCAGUGCGGCAGCGCGCUACCGCCAGCGCCUCGCCGAGCAGGCGGCGCUGCGGCGCGCAGCAGAGUGCGGCACACCGCAGGCCAGCGACUCUGAUGUCGAAGCGCCGCCGAGCAGCUCGUCGUCGCGCGGCAGCGUAAGUACAGACGAUAGCAGUCACUCUGCGUCUACUGCCGCCACGUCUGUUGCCGAGGAGCCGCCGGGCGCAGACAGCAGCGACAAAGCCGUGGCGCCGAGCGAGGCGCCCGAGCCCUCGCCGGAUGGCCUCUCGCCGACCAGCGCUCUGGCCUUUCUGCGGCGUCCAUCGCGACUUGCCCUGCCAAAGAAAUUCUUGCAGGCACGCCGCAGCUCCGCGACAACGCCGGGCGAGGCAUGCGAUGCGUCCCCGCCGAGUGCACCUCCGGCAGUGGCCCAUCCCAUGCCGGCGCGUGUGGCAGCGCUUGCUGCGCCUGUCAUCUCGCCAGAGACGCUCGCGCUCGUCACGCCUCCGACGUCGCUCGUGUUCCGCUCGGCUGCCGUGGCGGCGCUGUGCCUCGACGUCCCGGCGCUGUCGCGCAGCAGCGAGGCGCAUCCGGCCGUGCCCGUCGUGCCGGGAGCGCUGCCAGACUUGUUCCGCUCGCUGGCAGGUGCCGAGCCUGCGCCGCUAGAGUGGCCACUGAGCUGCUCGCAGGUCGGUGCCAUUCGUGCGGCGCGCGCUCGCAAGCUCGGCGCCCUGCUGUCGUGCAAUGUAACGCCGCCGCCCGCGAGCAGCGACACACCCGCGUCGCCCAGCAAGCGCUCCUUCGGCUGGCUGCGCCGCGGCAGCUUCAUCGCCACCAAGGCGCGCAGCGCAUCCACGACCGAGACGAAGGGCAAAAGCAAGCUCUCGCUCCUAUCGCCCCCUGCCAGUCCUCGCUUCUUGUCUGUGCCGUCGCCUCGACACGCCUGCGCGCCGCAGACGCCCGUCAUCGACGAUGUCGCCGUCACUUCUGCCCUCGCGCAGCAGGACACCGUCGACGAGGCGCUCGAGGGCCUGACGAGCGCGCUCGGCCGUCUGGACUGGCGUUGGGGCGGCGCCGCCCAUGCGCUCUGGGGCGAGGGCUGUGGCAAUCGCCACGUUGACGACGAUGUGGCACCUGACCAGCGCCGCGUUUCGGAGGCAAGCACUAAGAGCGUCGCGUCGGCGCCCGCCGAGCUGGGCUCGGGUGACAGCUUGACGCCGCUACGCAAGACACCCACCGACAACUCCAAGCUGAAGCGAGAGCGCUCGCUCAAUGCCACAACGCUUGAGUCGGGCGGCCUGCUGCCGCCAGGCGCGCCGCCGCUGCAGCACUGGCAGGGCUUCAACCAGGCGUACGCCAGCGGCUCGCUGGACUUGGACCUGCCGCAUGACAUACCGCGCGGCGUGCCAGAAUUUCGCACCUGUCCCGACGCAAGCCCCCUCUGUCCUGGCCCCUACCACGCUCCGCCUCCGACGUGGGAGGCAGAGCGCCUGCGGACCUAUUGGCGGCUCUCUGUCGACGACCUGGAUCCGGAGCGGCUGCGCCGCGUCUGCGAUCUAGUCGACGGAUGCGCAGCGUACCUAGGCGUCCCUACCAAGGCGCUGAGCUUCUUCGAGGUCGGAGGCCAAGUGCAACAGCUCACGCGCGAGGGUCUUCAGCCGUUUGAGCGCGAGCGUGGCGCCACGGCGUGUGGUCAUGCAGCUCUCAACCGCAACAAUGGCAUCGUCGUGCUCGACACGGAGGGCGACUGGCGCUUCCGCUACCUCACUGCGGACAGCAUCCGCUUCUACGCCGGCAUGCCCGUGCUCUCCUCGUCGGGUCUGCCGGUUGCAGUCCUCUGCUUCUACGAUGUUGCGCCUUGGACUGCCUUUACCACCGAGCAGCGCAACAAGAUGCGCGAGACGGCGCGCUGGAUCGGCAACGAGCUCGAAGCACACUGGCGCUGCCUGUGGGAGCGCAAGGUCGAGCGCAUGGCGUGCAGCUACCGCACGAUUCAGGCGUCGCUCGAGGACGUGAGCUGGACGUCCAGAGGUGCAAGCGUGUCGAGGACGCCCAGCACGCCGGGCCUCAGCCGCGGACCCGCGAUGCCCAUCGGCCCGCCGAGUCCGCCGUCCGGCGCCCACCACGGCGCGCUUGCGCCCGCGCUUACGACGGUGCACAAUCCCAUCGACCUCGAGGCGCUAGCCGAGCUCGGCACACUGUUCACUCUCGAAGACACUGAGCGGCUGCGCAGCGCAUGUGAGACGAUUGCGGGCAUCGUCGACCUGGACACGGUCUACCUCGCGGCGGCCAAGCUAGACGAGCCAUCUCCGGCGGAGAAGCCCAAGCCGGAGGCGCCUAUCCUCUCGCCAAUGCUCAGCCCCGCCCGUACGGCAGCGGCGAACGGCACAUGCACCCUGCUUGCGCAGCAUGGCCUGCCGGCCGUCUGGCCUCGCUUCGAAACGACGCUGCACGCUCGCGCAUUUACGCGCAGUCACGAGCCGUACGUGCUCUUCCAGAACGCCUGCGGCAAGGGCGUGCCGACGCGGCCGGAGGAUGCCGACUUGACCCUGCCGCGCUGCGCCACCGAGAAGAAGACCAAGCCGACGUUCGCAGCCGGCGCCAUCGUGCCAAUCGCCACGGAUACGCAGCUCCGCAGCAAGACGCACAUCUUUGGCGAGGCACAGGGAUCGGCCCCCGCGACCGUCGGCUACGUGCUCGUUGCCCUUGCUCGCAAUCCGCGUCGCGCUCUCGGCGUCGAGGACCUGCGCUACCUGCAGUCGGUGACGCACCUCUUCGAGGCGCCGCUUGAGAAGAGCAUGCUGGCGGCGCAGACCGCAGCCGAGCUCUGUGCACCGCCGACUCCGACACCCAGCUCUCUCGCUGCGCCGCCGCACGAGAAACACGCCCGCGCCGGCAAGGGCGAGCUCGCCCGUGGGCUGCUGCACGGCGGUGCGAAGCGCUGCGGCGCGGUCAUAUCGAGUGGCAGUGCGACAGCGUCGAGAGCCGCAACGGCUGCAGCUGCGGCUGGAGCGCACAAGGCGGCCAAAGCAGCCUCAGCUGGCACGCGCGUCGUGCAGGGCGGCGCCUCGGCCAUUGCUGCAACUGUACUCAAGGGCGUCGAAGCCACGCCGCUCAAGGCUCGUCGCGGCGGCGGCAAGGCGGACCUCGUGAUCGACAGCGCAGCACGGCCGUCGAUGCCGCCUUCUCUGCUCUCGAUGCAGUCUGGCCAGAGCGCGCUUUCCAAGUCCUCCGGCGGCUCAGCCCCGACGCAGCUCAAGGGCAAGCGCAGCGAAGGCGAGCUGAACCUCUCUGGACAGGUGCGGCGCAAGAUCCUCGGCGCCAAGGCUGCACCUGCCGCUGGUAGCACGCUCGGAGUGCGCCGCUUUGCCUCCAAUGAGACGCACCGCACCUGCUCGACCACCAGCAGCCUGUGCGCCUCUGCCGGCGUCGCUGCGGCACUCGCUGCGACCGCUGCGAUCGUCCCUCGCGCCGUGCUGGAGGACAAAGUCACGCCCAAGGCCCGGCCGGGCGCGCGUACGCUCGGCCAGCAUCUCGGCAUCCCGAUGCCGAAGCGCAGCCGCUCGUACAGCCACGCGGGAAGCAUCACCGAGGAGAGAGCACCGCCGAGCACGCUGGUCGACACUCACGGCGCUUCGUCCACGCCGCCGUCGUGCUCGCCGGCGCCAGUCUUCGUCAUGCGCGUCGACGGCGCCUCGGCAUUUGAGUGCACGCCAGAGUUCCGCAUCCAGCGCGUGGACGGCGCGACGUCGCUGCCACCGCCCUCGCCGCCGCUCAGCCCGCGCUCGCUGCGGCCCACGGCCGAGAUGACGCAGCGGCCGCCCAGCCCGCUGGCGUUCCGGCCGAUGGGUGCGCUGCCCGGAGGCACGCUCGCCCCGCGCAUACGGCCCAGUGUGUCGCGCGCAGCAGGGCCGAGUCAGGCAGCAGGCCUGGGCGUGCCGCCCGCGGCCGUCGCGGCAGUGAGCCCCUGGAUCGAGCUGAGCAACAUGCCGGCGGCGCGGGCGGCCAAAGGGCUCGGCAUUGCACAGUGACAGGCAUUGCAAUGCUAUCUGUCCGCCCUGCAGAGCGCGAGAGGCGAUGCUGUGCGAGUCAGAGACGCUGCUCGUGCAGGCGUCGCGGAGGAGACAUGGAAUAGGCGAGAUAUCAUACAUCGGAGACGAUGGGAGACGGAGUAUAGAGGGGCCCGAGGCGCCCGUGCGCUGCGGCCGAGACGCUGAAGAGGUGCUGGCGAGUGGCUUACAGCUUCGCGUUCUCGGGCAUGAGACGCAGCGCCUGCCGGAUGCCGAGGUCGGCAAGAAUCUCCUCGGAGCCGCCGAGCACGGCG
This is a messenger RNA of Tilletiopsis washingtonensis, 4619 nucleotides long. RefSeq lists its product as hypothetical. The coding region runs from base 139 to 4326 and encodes 1395 amino acids. The record is from RefSeq and is a predicted model, not a curated record. Lineage: Eukaryota; Fungi; Basidiomycota; Exobasidiomycetes; Entylomatales. The transcript is spliced from 2 exons.